ACCCCCGGCUCUGGGCUCUGAGCAAAACAGGAGCAAAAUCGCCGGUUAGAAGGAUUAAGAUGAAUUGCAGGAACUCAGGGAGGCAGGCGCUGCUUUCCCCGCCACAGCCGGCAGAUGGCAGGGAAGGAUCGCAGAGCGUCCGCGGCGCCAGCCAGCAAGGCCUUUCUGCCCGCCCCCAGGAGUGGACACUUUCUUUGGUCUGCCCCGGGACGGACCGCGGCCUCCCACUGCGAGCUGCCCCCUCGGCAGGAGGAGACCAUCGCUGGGCGCGCACUCCCGGGUAGAGCCUUGAAUGCUUUUCUGAUCACUCAAAAACAUGAAUUACGCCCGAUUCCUCACAGCGCUGAGUGCUGCAAGAAAACCUUCUCCAAUACGACUCCUGAGAUUCCAGAAUUGUUGUCGUGGCUGAAAAAGUUCCAGACUAGCCUCCACAAGCCCCACACUGCCCAGUUCAGUCCUGCCCAAGGGCAAAUGGAUGUAUGUGUCACUACUGGAAGUCAAGAAGGCCUUUGUAAAGUAUUUGAGAUGCUCAUUAACCCUGGAGAUAAUGUCCUCUUGGAUGCACCUGCUUAUCCAGGAACCCUGGCAGCUCUGAGACCAUUGGGCUGCAACAUUAUCGGUGUUGGCAGUGACCAAUAUGGGGUUAUUCCAGAUUCUCUCCGAGCAGCACUUUCCAGAUGGAGACCAGAGGAUGCACAGAACCCUGAAAGACAGACUCCCAAAUUCCUUUACACGGUUCCCAAUGGCAGCAAUCCUACAGGAACAUCAUUAACAUAUGAACGCAAAAAGGAAAUAUAUGAGCUGGCAAGAAAAUAUGAUUUUCUCAUCAUAGAAGACGAUCCAUACUAUUUUCUUCAAUUUAACAAGCCUUGGGCACCAACAUUUCUUUCUAUGGACACCGAUGGUCGUGUCAUCAGAACAGAUUCUUUCUCAAAAAUUCUGUCUUCGGGGUUGAGAAUAGGUUUUAUAACUGGUCCCAAACCUCUGAUUGAUCAAAUUGUUUUACACAUACAAGUUUCAACAAUGCACACCAGUACUUUUACACAGCUGCUGAUAGCCCAGCUUCUGCAACAGUGGGGAGAAGAGGGCUUCCUGAAGCAUGUAGAUAGGGUGAUAACCUUCUAUAAGGAGCAGCGGGAUGCCAUGUUGGCGGCUGCAGACAAGUGGCUCAAAGGUUUGGCAGAAUGGCAUGUCCCUGUUGCUGGGAUGUUUUUGUGGAUCAAGAUUAAAGGUAUUUCUGAUACAAAGCAGCUGAUUAUGGAAAAGGCCUUGCAAAAAGAGGUGUUACUAGUUCCUGGAGAUGCAUUCAACAUUGAUAACUCAAAACCUAGUUCCUACGUCAGAGCAUCCUUCUCUCUGUCUUCUCCAGAACAAAUGAACCAGGCUUUUCAGAGACUGGCUGAACUUAUAAAAGAAUCUUUAUGAAGGGAGAAAAAAAGAAUCAUUGUACUCAUGGAUUUUCACUGUCAAUUUUUAUAUUUCACAAAGAAGAAAUUGGUUGUGAUAUUAUACCCAUGCUUUGUUAGAGAUUUAAUCAUGGAUGUUACAUUCCUGAAUGGCCUUUUAGUGACUGCCAAAAAUUACAAUGCACCAUUAUGAUUUUUUCUUAUAAAAUGGCUGACUGCAAAGUUAUUUUUUGUUGUUGUAAUUUCUUGCAAUUAGAUUACAUUCCAAAUCCCUUUUUAAGAUGCUUGGUAGUUCUUAAGAAUUUUUAUAUAAGAUUGAAAUUUCUUGUGCCACAGUCACCUAGUGAACUUUAGAGCAAGAAUUUAUUUUGAAAAUAGAUUUAGUCAGUCUCAACUUAGGAAACUUUGAAAGAGAUCAUUUUUACUUCCAUCAAAAUUCCUCAAUUCAAUAUAGUUUGUGUUUUUUUUAAAACAUGGCUUAUUUAGGCUUGAGACCUGUGACUUCACUGGUAGAAGGUUAGGAUAACUCCUACCAUUAUAAAUUAGAACUUUCUCUGCAACUCUUAGUCUUAGAGAGUUGCUUGGGGCAGUGAAUUAAAUGACUUGGCCAGGGUUACACAAUCAGUGUGUGUCAGAGACAGGAUGUGAACCCAGAUCUUCCUGGCCAGGACAUAGACUCGCUCUCCGCUAUCCCAUAUUGCCCCUCAGUAAUCAUUAUUGUGCUAAUAACUGGUGAGUCCCAAAGAUUUCCCCCCAAAUCUAGGAUGGUGCCAGCUAUUAAGUGUAUCAAAUGAACUAGAUACAUAUGAUGUAAUUCCAGA
Molecule: messenger RNA, 2227 nt
Organism: Sarcophilus harrisii (Tasmanian devil)
Lineage: Eukaryota; Metazoa; Chordata; Mammalia; Dasyuromorphia; Dasyuridae
Gene: AADAT
Product: aminoadipate aminotransferase
Exons: 13
Coding region: 115-1425 (436 amino acids)
Biological process (GO): biosynthetic process
Molecular function (GO): pyridoxal phosphate binding; L-kynurenine:2-oxoglutarate transaminase activity
Source: RefSeq, a predicted model, not a curated record